Molecule: messenger RNA, 1836 nt
Organism: Adelges cooleyi (spruce gall adelgid)
Lineage: Eukaryota; Metazoa; Arthropoda; Insecta; Hemiptera; Adelgidae
Product: tubulin gamma-1 chain-like
Exons: 9
Coding region: 90-1466 (458 amino acids)
Biological process (GO): mitotic cell cycle; mitotic spindle organization; meiotic spindle organization
Cellular component (GO): gamma-tubulin complex; spindle; cytoplasm
Molecular function (GO): GTP binding; structural constituent of cytoskeleton
Source: RefSeq, a predicted model, not a curated record
AAUCGUUUGUAAGAUAUCGUUACUUCCGAAUUGAAUGCUUAAUGAGUAAUUUUUAAUGUACUUCUUGAUGAAAUAUUAAUUUUGAAAUUAUGCCGUGUGAAAUGAUAACGGUCCAACUGGGCCAGUGUGGAAAUCAAAUUGGUUUCGAAUUUUGGAAGAAACUUUGCGCCGAACAUGGUAUCAAUCCUGAAGGCGUCCUCGAAGAUUUUGCUACAGAAGGUGUUGGUGAUAGAAAAGAUGUAUUUUUUUAUCAAGCCGAUGACAAUCAUUAUGUUCCUAGAGCCGUUCUACUUGAUUUAGAACCACGUGUAAUUCAUAGUAUUAUGUCGUCUAAUUAUUCUAAAUUGUACAACCCUGAAAAUGUAUAUUUAUCAAAACACGGAGGCGGUGCCGGUAACAAUUGGGCAUCAGGUUUCAGCCAAGGUGAAAGACUACAAGAAGAGGUUUUUGACAUAUUAGACCGAGAAGCUGAAGGUGGUGAUAGUCUACAAGGGUUCGUACUAUGCCAUUCUAUUGCAGGUGGUACUGGUUCAGGCAUGGGAUCAUAUAUUUUAGAACAUUUAACUGAUCGUUACCCAAAAAAAAUUAUUGAAACUUAUAGUGUUUUUCCAAAUCAAGAUGAAAUAAGUGAUGUUGUAGUACAACCAUAUAAUUCUUUAUUAACUCUAAAGCGCCUUGCACAAAGUGCAGAUUGUGUUGUAGUUUUAGACAAUACUGCACUAAACCGUAUUGCCACUGAUCGUUUGCAUAUAGAAAACCCAUCAUUUGCACAAAUCAACUCAUUAGUAUCUACUAUUAUGUCUGUUUCAACUGCUACUUUAAGGUAUCCGUCCUAUAUGAAUAAUGAUUUAGUAGGUUUGAUUGGUCCUUUAAUACCUUCACCACGUUUACACUUUCUCAUGACUGGAUAUACACCAUUAACUACGGAUCAUGAAGGUGCUAAUAUCCGUAAAACAACUGUUUUUGAUGUUAUGAGAAGAUUGCUACAACCGAAAAAUAUGAUGGUGUCGACAGCGCAAGAAAGAUCAUCCAUACCACACUGUUAUUUAUCUAUAUUAAACAUAAUUCAAGGUGAUGUUGACCCUACUCAAGUAUAUAAAUCUCUACAAAGGAUUCGAGAGAGGAAGACUGUUCAGUUUAUCGAAUGGGGACCAUCUAGUAUCCAAGUAGCACUUUCUAAAAAAUCUCCAUAUGUUCCCACUGCUCACCGAGUAUCUGGUCUUAUGUUAGCUAACCACACAAGCAUUUCACAACUUUUCCAAAGGGUCUUGGAUCAGUAUGAUAAACUACGUCAUAGAGAAGCAUUUUUAGAUCAAUUCCGCAAACAAAAUAUGUUUAAAGAUGACUUGUGUGAAAUGGAUGACUCUAGAGCAGUUGUUCAAAAUCUUGUCGAUGAAUACUUGGAAGCUACUAAAGAUACAUAUCUUCAAUGGCAACCUAAAAAAAAUGAUAACGCUACCAAUUAAAAAAUAGGCAACAAAUGGACACCGAAACCUCUUGCAUUCAGCAUGGACUGAACUACUUAAAUUAGAAACUUUUUUUUAUAGAUAUCUUGUUAAUAAGGAAUAUAAUAUUUGUAAUAACUUAUUGAAUUAUAUUUUUUAAUUUUUUAUUUUGCAUAUUUAUAAAUAUAACUUAUAAGUUUUAUUCUAAAAUAAAUUAAUCCACACAUUAUAUAUAAAUUGUAACACAAAAUAUGUAGUUAAAAGCUAUUGCGAAUCUGUUAUCACUGUUACUAAUCUGUGUUGUGCCAUUUUAAUGUAUUAACUCAUUUAUAAAUGUUUCAUAAUAUUGUACAUUAACUUGUAUUAUUAAAAAACAAAAUUAAAAUCAUAA